Messenger RNA from Sciurus carolinensis (gray squirrel), 1204 nucleotides. It is a transcript of the gene Smco3, whose product is annotated as single-pass membrane protein with coiled-coil domains 3. The transcript has 2 exons. The record is from RefSeq and is a predicted model, not a curated record. The coding region runs from base 86 to 763 and encodes 225 amino acids. NCBI's taxonomy places the organism in Eukaryota, Metazoa, Chordata, Mammalia, Rodentia, Sciuridae.
CAGAUGGAAAAGCCCUACAACAACAUUCCAGAACAACUGCUGGGACUACAGGCUCAGGAACACAGCAAGAGAUCAUACUUGAAACAUGGCUCAGAGUGAUUUCCUCUAUCCAGAAAACCCAAGGAGGCGGCAGGAAGUAAACCGCCUUCACCAGCAGCUCCUUGACUGCUUAUCUGACAGCUUCCAUGCCACCAAUAAGCUGAUAGGGGUUCUAAAUAUGCACUUGGGGUGCACGCUGACCUCCAUUGAAAUGAAAAGAGAUGGAACUAUCAAAGAAAACUGUGAUAUCAUCAUCCAAGCCAUAAUGAAUAUCCAAAAGGAACUGCAAAAGGUUGAUGAAGCACUAAAAGAUAAACUAGAACCAACCCUAUAUAUAAAACUUCAGGAUAUUAAAGAAAGGGAAACAGAGAAGAUUGCAAUAGUACAAAAGGUUAUUUCAGUCAUUCUGGGAGAAGCUACAUCUGCAGCCAGCGCAGUGGCUGUUAAACUCGUGGGCUCAAAUGUCACAACUGGCAUAAUUAACAAGUUGGUCACUGUGUUAGCUCAAAUUGGUGCUUCUCUCCUUGGUAGUAUUGGAGUUGCUGUUCUUGGUCUUGGCAUAGAUAUGAUCUUCCGUGCCAUCCUGGGGGCAGUGGAGAAAACACAGCUUCAAGCAGCCAUCAAAAGUUAUGAGAAACAUCUGGUAGAGUUCAAGUCAGCCUCAGAAAAAUAUCAUCAUGCCAUUACUGAGGUCACAGAUAUGGUGAAACAUCAAAUGAAAUGAAUAGUCAUUUUAUUUGCCACUGGAAUAUUUUUCUGCUUCCCUCUUAAUAACAGCGUUUGCUUCUUUGAUUUUCCAUAUGCUUCCAAUAUGGGCAAAAAUGGGAUAAACAGUUUGGAAAGGGAAACUGGAGAUAUUAAAACUAGAUGAAUCUUGAGUUUCGUGUAAACAAUGAAUUAAUCAGUUGAUGCAGAUCCUGUGAGGUUAAAAACUAUAUCCUAGGAUGUUUUCUCACCUUAUUCUACCAGAUCUACAUGGCAGUAAAUGCUAUCACAGAGUAGCAGGUGUAAGAAUUGCUUUUUACUUUUCUACUUUCCAGUCAAAUCCUUAACAUUUACAUUUAAUGCAGACACUUUCAUGUCUACCACUAGCUUCAAACAUCACUUAUAUUAAGUAACUUCUGGCUAGAUACAAACCGAAUACAAUAAAAUAGAAAUGCUACCA